Messenger RNA from Balearica regulorum gibbericeps (East African grey crowned-crane), 1161 nucleotides. NCBI's taxonomy places the organism in Eukaryota, Metazoa, Chordata, Aves, Gruiformes, Gruidae. The record is from RefSeq and is a predicted model, not a curated record.
GGUGGACUGAAAAACAGCAAGCAUGAAUGUACACUGUCCUCGCAAGAAUAUAUUCAUGAAUUGCGAUCUGGAAUUUCAGAUGAAAAGCUUCUUAAUUGUCUAGAGUCUUUGAGAGUGUCUCUAACUAGCAAUCCAGUCAGCUGGGUUAACAAUUUUGGACAUGAAGGUCUUGGAGUUAUGUUGGAUGUAUUGGAAAAGCUUCUGGACAAGAAACAGCAAGAAGGUAUUGAUAAGAAGAAUCAACAUAAACUUAUCCAGUGCCUCAAAGCAUUCAUGAACAAUAAAUACGGAUUGCAAAGGAUUCUAGGAGAUGAAAGAAGUCUCUUGCUGUUAUCAAGAGCAAUUGAUCCAAAGCAACCACACAUGAUGACUGAAACAGUGAAAAUACUUUCUGCUCUCUGUAUUGUUGGAGAGGACAAUAUUCUGGACAAGCUUUUAGGUGCUAUAACAACUGCUGCUGAAAGGCACAACAUAGAACGUUUUUCUCAGAUUGUUGAAGGGCUGGAAAACCAUGAAUUCUUACAACUGCAGGUAGCAUGUAUGCAGCUCAUCAAUGCCCUUGUUACAUCUCCAGAUGAACUUGAUUUCAGGAUACACCUGAGAAAUGAGUUUUUGCGUUGUGGCCUGAAGAAAAUAUUGCCUGUAAAUAAGGACAAUGAAGAGCUUGAUAUUCAGCUGAAAGUGUUUGAUGAGAACAAAGAAGAAGACUUAAUUGAACUGUCACAUCGUCUCAAUGAUAUCAGAGCUGAAAUGGAUGAUGUGAACGAAGUAUUUCAUCUGCUGUAUAAUAUGUUGAAAGAUACUUCUUCUGAAAAUUACUUCUUGUCAAUUCUCCAACACUUCCUUCUCAUCAGGAGUGAUUACUAUAUCCGACCUCAGUAUUACAAGAUAAUAGAAGAAUGCGUAUCACAAAUAGUAUUGCACUGCAGUGGCACAGACCCAGAUUUUAAAUAUAGAGGAAGAAUGGACGUGGAUUUUACUCAUCUUGUUGAUGCAUGUGUGGACAAAGCUAAAGUAGAAGAGAGUGAAAAGAAAGCAGCAGAAUUUUCCAGAAAAUUUGAUGAAGAGUUCACAGCUCGGCAAGAGGCACAAGCAGAGCUUCAGAAACGAGAAGAGAAAAUCAAAGAACUUGAAACAGAAAUCAAACAGUUACGAACGCAG